CACAUGACCCAGGCGAGGGUCGGUCGCAGGCACUUAAGGACUAAUCCUGACGCAUGGCCUGCUCCGUCGGGGGACCUAGUCCCCGCUCUCACCCCCGACUCCACCCCCGCCCAAGCCCUGGCCGCUCCUUGGACCGUAACAUGGGACUGGAUCUAGAACCAAAGCUCAGUGUGAGUGCCAGCAACUGCGUUCGGACUGCGUCUCGGGUGUCCCCUGUGCGCCGCUGCUGCCAGCGGACUCCUCUUUCACGCAGCCCUCCGCAGCCUCUGCCGCCUGUGCGUCCACGAAGCCCCACACCCCGAAUGGGGCGCCGCUUAGCACGCCGAAAACCCCGCUACCAGCGCCAGGGGUCUGCACAAUGCAUCGUGCAGGCGAGGCCGGUUGCCCUGGGCAACCGCAAGACGCCUGGCCGCUCUGCCCGCCGCUCGGCCACAGCAGCACGCGCUUUAGGGCGGGUCCCAGGGGUUGGGGGCCAAAAGAACCAGCUACGAGAGGCGAGCAUGGAGAACGGCGAGAGGAAGAAGCUGUCUUCCACUUUGUCAGAUGGAGAUCACAAAGAAGAAAAUAAGUUAAAACAAGGAAUUCCCCAAGAUUUGUCUUCUUCCCCCAAAUUAGACAGAUACAAAAUAGCAAGACAGUUAACAGAAAAAGCCAUCAAGGAGAGGAAGAUUUUCUCCAUCUAUGGACACUACCCCGUCAUCCGGGCCACCUUGAGAAGAAAGGGCUGGGUGGAGAAGAAGUUCAAUUUCUUCCCCAAAGCUCUCCAGAACGUUGGAAGUGAAGAUAAAGGUGCUGAGACCAAAGAAAAUCAAGAAAUAGCCUUGGAGAGAUUCGAUGAUAUCCAUGAUGUGAUGUCCAGGUUGGUAAAGAACGAGAUACCAUACCUCCUCUGGACUAUCAAGAGGGAUGUUGUGGACUACCACAGCCUGACCUGUGACCAGAUGCUAAAUCACUAUGGGAAGACAGCAUCAUUCACGACCAAGAUUGGACUCUGCCUGAACAUGAGAAGUCUGCCUUGGUACGUCCAAGCCAACCCGAACACCUUCUUCCCACGGUGCUAUGGCCUUUGCACUGAGACCGAGAAGCAGGAAUUCUUGGAUGACUUCCGGCGCACGGUGGCUGCCAGCAUCCUCAAGUGGGUAGUCCAUCACCAGAAUUACUGCAGCAAAGUCAAGGGCAAGAGUAAGAAGGAGGAGGCCAAGAACAGUGACCCCAGCCCCAAGAAAGAUCCUGAAAAUCCUGACCUCAAGCUACCAAGCCUCUCGGGACAGGUUGUAGACACAGCGUGCAAGGUGUGCCAGGCCUACCUGGGACAGCUAGAGCAUGAAGACAUAGACGUAUCGGAGGCCAGCACCGAGGCCUUGUCUGAGGAGGAAUGGAAUGACCUGACACAGCAGUACUAUCUACUGGUUCAUGGCAACGCUUCCAUCACUGAUUCGAAAAAUUACUUUGCACAAUGCCAAGCUCUGCUGAGUAAGAUCAGUUCUGUGAACCCUCAGACAGAGAUCGAUGGGAUCCGGAACAUCUGGAUCAUAAAGCCUGCAGCCAAAUCCCGGGGUCGAGAUAUUGUGUGUAUGGACCGUGUGGAGAACAUCCUGAAUCUGGUGGCCACAGACAACCAGACCACAAAGGACAACAAAUGGGUGGUCCAGAAGUACAUCGAGACCCCAAUGCUCAUCUACGACACCAAGUUUGACAUCAGACAGUGGUUCCUCGUCACAGACUGGAAUCCCCUAACCAUCUGGUUCUACAAAGAAAGCUACCUCCGCUUCUCCACACAGCGCUUCUCCCUGGACAAGCUGGACAGCGCCAUCCACCUGUGUAACAACUCCAUCCAGAGGCGUCUCAAAAAUGAUAAAGAGCGCAGUCCGCUGCUACCUUGUCAUAACAUGUGGACCAGCACUCGUUUCCAGGAGUACCUGCAGAAGAGGGGCCGAGGAGGAACGUGGGGUAGCAUCAUCUACCCGUCUAUGAAAAGAGCUGUCACCAACGCCAUGAGGGUAGCCCAGGACCACGUAGAAGCCCGUAAGAACAGCUUCGAGCUCUAUGGAGCCGACUUCAUCCUGGGGAGAGACUUCAAGCCCUGGCUCAUCGAGAUCAACUCCAGCCCCACCAUGCACCCCUCCACUCCUGUCACGGCUCAGCUCUGUGCCCAGGUGCAGGAGGACACCAUCAAGGUGGUGGUGGAUCGCAAACUGGACCGAAACUGUGACAUCGGCAACUUUGAGCUUCUGUGGCGGCAGCCAGCCGUGGAGCUGCCACCGUUCAACGGGUCUGACCUCUGUGUGGAAGGUAUCAGCGUGAAGAAAGCCAAGAAGCAAAUGCCGCCCAUUGCCAACGUCGGCCUCUCAGAAUCACUCUUAGACGCUCCACCCAAAGUGCGGAGUGCCCGGGCCCUGAUGGAAACAGCGAUCAGGCCUUCCAGAACGACCGUGCGACAAGACUGGAAACGAGAAGAAGCAAAGGUACUUUCAACCACUUGGUCCAUGCCAGUAAUGGAUGCAGAGGUCAGAGGUCGAACAAAGCCCAUCUAUGCAUUCGAGGUCAAUGACUACCAACAUGUAGACAAUAAGUCCCACAAGAGCAGUUAUACCAGAGUCCAAUCCAGUAAAGUCCCAGGGGUGAACUUAGUAAGUGCACAGCACCCUGCCCUGUUGGCACAGACUAUGAAAACCACACAGAUGACCUCGCCUCCACCACCCACCGUGCCAGGGAACCAUAGAGAGGCUUCGCCUUUUUGUCCCAUUGUAUUUGAGGAACUCUGGCUCCACCCCAAUUCUCAAAGACGACCUUCAAGCUGUAUUCUCCAAAACAGGGCACAGGGUUGGAUCAGGGGUAUCCCCUGAGAGGAUCUCACAAGGGGUGCGGGGGCAACGCUGGCACUGACCUAGCCAGGCACUAGAGUCUGCGGUGUAAUGUUGGCCAAGGUGAGCAGCAUACUUGGGUCCUAUUGCAAUAGUCCCAGUGGGGUUUCCUCAGUACUACUUGUUUCCUUUAAGAUAGAGCAGGGAUCCAGGGAUGGGUUAUAGUGCUCAAACAGCAUCAAGUGCCGCCACGGAUAUGGAAGGUGGAAGGACCGCUGAGCUCUUGCGCACACUUUCCUGAAGAUUCAGAUGGCAUGGACACAUCCGUGAUACAGGGCGAAAUAUCUGAGCUGUGAUUAUACCCAGGACUUCAUUGGGCACUUGUUAACUGGCAUUGGUUCAGAAAGUGUUGGCUCAGGCCCCACCUUAAAGGAUGUUUGUGCCCCUGUGCUAUAACCUUCUACCUAAUUAGUCUAUCUCUCUUACUACCUCCUCGCUACCUGGUCCUGUCUAUAGCUCUCUUGCCUGCUUGUUGUCUGUGUCCCUGGAUGGGAAGGUCUGGAGCAGGUUCUCUCAACGCCACCUUUGCAAUUGUAUCCUACUGCCAAGGAUGGCAUGUGAUGUGUCAGGUGAACACAGGUGUGUGUUGCCUGUCAAGGCUCGGGGUGGGGAGUGGGGGUCAACCUCCAUACCUAUGCCUAAGCCAUCCUGCCUGGAUAACUCUGCAAAAGUGUGUCUAGGAACUCUAGGGGCUGCACACCUACAGAGUUCUUCCUCUGGGGAAAUGUCAGUAGAGACAACAGCUCUAGCUAACAAGUUGUAGGAAUAUCUGUAACAGUGUAGCAAUAAGCUACACACCAAUAGCUAACAAGGGAAGUUUAACUCUGAUAGCCAGGUCAACGAGACUCUAGAGAUGGUCUCCCCUCCAACAGCUCCUGGUGUCCAGCAGUGACCUCUGAUGACUGGUGGCUGCAUCACUCCUGGGUCCGUCUUCACGCAGGCAUUAUUGCCUUCCAUGGGUCUGUUUAGAGUUAGAUAAGAUAGCAAUCCUUGUGUUAGAUUCCCGCCCGCAUUGUAGUAUGACCUCAUUCAGGGAUAACCUCAGCAAAGACUAUUUCCGAAAAGGAAGGUUUGCAGGUGGACAUACAUUUGGGAGGAUGCUUCACCGUAUCUCACUCCCAUUGCAGAUAUAGAUAGUACUGAUUCACACUCUGGCCAGCACCCACCGGCAGCUGUUGCCCCCGGACGCUGCUGUUCUUGCCUCUUGUGAAGUAUUAGGAAGCUUCUUGCAUAUUUCCACUCGAUAGUAAAAUGAAAAUUAUCUGUUGUCACAUAUUUAACAACCACUUUGGUUUCUUCUAGAAAGUUCUCACUUGUAUCUUUGGUCAACUGUCCAAUGGACCCUGGGUCCCACUUUUCUCUUACCUGUCAUAGUUUCUGUUAAAGACUCCUCUCUCCCCACUCCUCCCACCUCCUCCACCCCCGGUCCGUUGCUUUUUGUUGCAAAAAUUGUUU
This is a messenger RNA of Mus caroli (Ryukyu mouse), 4319 nucleotides long. It is a transcript of the gene Ttll8, whose product is annotated as tubulin tyrosine ligase like 8. Gene Ontology annotation, molecular function: protein-glycine ligase activity, initiating. Gene Ontology annotation, cellular component: microtubule cytoskeleton; axoneme. Gene Ontology annotation, biological process: cilium assembly; cilium movement; protein polyglycylation. Lineage: Eukaryota; Metazoa; Chordata; Mammalia; Rodentia; Muridae. The record is from RefSeq and is a predicted model, not a curated record.